Molecule: messenger RNA, 1688 nt
Organism: Nannospalax galili (Upper Galilee mountains blind mole rat)
Lineage: Eukaryota; Metazoa; Chordata; Mammalia; Rodentia; Spalacidae
Gene: Lmo2
Product: LIM domain only 2
Exons: 5
Coding region: 458-934 (158 amino acids)
Biological process (GO): positive regulation of transcription by RNA polymerase II
Cellular component (GO): nucleus
Molecular function (GO): DNA-binding transcription factor binding; transcription coactivator activity
Source: RefSeq, a predicted model, not a curated record
GGGAGGGAAUUCUGUGGCCAGCAGAUAGAGAGGAGACCAGGACCGGCGUGGUCCCUCCCAGCCACCCUCCCCGUGGGAUUAGCUGCCCCCAGCACUGCUCAGGCGUACCCAGCGCGUGCGGUCCCUGAUCUCUCUGGAGCGCGGACGCAGCCACAAGCUCGCAGCCCGCAGAGCCCGCGAGCGGCUGGGUGGCUACUUUCAGCCUGAAACGAAAAGGGAAAGGCGGAAGAGGGGGCACCCCCUAAAAGAAUUAUCUGGUGGUAGCGCGGCUCAAUCCCAAGGGAGCGCGGUGACUGUCCUUGAGCGCAGAGGGGCGAGCUCGCCGGAGCGCCAGAGCAAGAGGAGGCGCAGGAGCGGCGGCGCCGGAGCACCCGAGGGGGUCCGAGCCCCAGCAGCCGGCCAGCCACGCGCCACAAAGGGAGCGCCCCCGCCGCCCGGCACGCCGCCUCCCUCCCCAAUGUCCUCUGCCAUCGAGAGGAAGAGCCUGGAUCCGUCCGAGGAACCAGUGGAUGAGGUGCUGCAGAUACCUCCAUCCCUGCUGACAUGUGGUGGCUGCCAGCAGAACAUUGGGGACCGCUACUUCCUGAAAGCCAUCGACCAGUACUGGCAUGAGGAUUGCCUCAGCUGUGACCUCUGUGGGUGCAGGUUGGGUGAAGUGGGGCGGCGCCUCUACUACAAGUUGGGGCGGAAGCUGUGCAGGAGAGACUAUCUCAGGCUUUUUGGUCAAGAUGGUCUCUGUGCGUCCUGUGACAAGCGGAUCCGUGCCUAUGAGAUGACGAUGCGGGUGAAAGACAAAGUGUAUCAUUUGGAGUGUUUCAAGUGUGCUGCCUGUCAGAAGCAUUUCUGUGUAGGUGACAGAUACCUUCUCAUCAACUCCGACAUAGUGUGUGAACAGGACAUCUAUGAGUGGACUAAGAUCAAUGGGAUGAUCUAGGCCAGAGUCCCAGACACCUUUGGGGAGGUGUUCACUGAAGACACUAUAGUGGAGUCUUCACUUUUAGGCACCUUGGGGACUUGAGGGUGGGGUAAGGCAUUUCUUAGGGGAUAAUGGAAGCAUCGGGCACCAAGACACAGCAUCUAAAUGAUAUAUUGCAAAGGCCAAGACCUCAGUGACAAAAGAACCAGCCAUAGCAGAGAGAACUUACAGUCACAGCUUAUACUUAGCAAUGGCUUGAUUAGUGGAAGAAACAUUUGGGGACCAGCAUGCACUGUACCAUCAUGAUGGGAUUCCCACAUAGGAGGUAGUGGGUAAAGACUCCUGUGACCUUAGUAUUUAUGAACUAGAGAUGUGCAAUUGAUUUCUUCCUGGCUUUGGUAACAACCUUGUUCCAAUUACUGUCCUCCAUACUAGGGAAGGAAGGAGAAGAGAGUAGUCAUUCUUUUCUUGGUCGCCUUCCUAAGGCCUUAAGUUUUGAACUCAAGGCAAGCUGCAUGGAGACACAUUUCAGUGGGAAUGAAAAACACGUCUUUUAACCAAUCAAAUAUUUAAAGCAAUGUUGAUGAAUCACUGUUUUUAGACACCUUCAUUUUGAGGUGAGGAGUUCCACAGAUUGUUUCUAUACAAAUGUAAAUCUAAAAGAAUAGAGUCAAAGUCGUUCAACUAUUUUAUUAUCUUAGAUUAUAUCAAAAGUAUUUGUUGUGUUGUGUAAAAAAAAAAACUGACUGAAGACUUAAUAAAAAUGACAAAA